Coregonus clupeaformis (lake whitefish) is the source of this 5483-nucleotide messenger RNA. It is a transcript of the gene pcif1, whose product is annotated as phosphorylated CTD interacting factor 1. Gene Ontology annotation, molecular function: RNA polymerase II C-terminal domain binding; mRNA (2'-O-methyladenosine-N6-)-methyltransferase activity. The transcript is spliced from 16 exons. Gene Ontology annotation, cellular component: nucleus. NCBI's taxonomy places the organism in Eukaryota, Metazoa, Chordata, Actinopteri, Salmoniformes, Salmonidae. The coding region runs from base 487 to 2724 and encodes 745 amino acids. The record is from RefSeq and is a predicted model, not a curated record.
AUGCAACAUACAUAAACAACAGACGUGUGCAGUGUUGUGUAAAAACAACAUUAUAUCAUACAGGCCUAAUAAAAUGUUAUAAUAAUAUGAGAAUAAAUACAUAGACUACUGAGCAUGUCGCUAGAGGCUAUCAUUGGGAAAAGUAGGCACUGCACAAAACAUGCCAUCGGAGUUAUUGCUGGUUAAACAGUUCAGACGAGUUUACAAACUUGUUUUUCCAUGAUUACUUUCACAAGCGAAGUUGUGAAUAACUAUUUCUGUAUGCCUGCCUACAAAUGCCCUUCUAAAUAUGGCUACUUCUCAUUGACAACUUUUUCCUUGAACGACAACUAAACUGGCGCGUGCGCAAUACCAAGGCCCGAGUCCCCGAUACAAGAUGGCGGAGAAGGUGGGGAGGGAGAGGCGGAGGCGGGUACGGAUUGACUAGAGCAAAGCCUAUACAGGGUUCUCAACAAACCUCUACAAGGACAGGACAGAUGAGGAGAGAUGACAAGUGAGAAUCACACAACAGUGAAGGGGGACACCGCUAUGGUGAUGUCUCCCACAGGCUCUGCCACACAGGGGUCUCCCGUUUCACCUUCAACCAGCAAACCAAUGCCAGAGUUGCCAGACGAGCUCGUCCAGGCAGGCUGGUCGAAAUGCUGGAGCAAGCGGGAGAAUCGGCCCUACUGGUUCAACCGCUUCACCAAUCAGUCGCUGUGGGAGAUGCCAGUCCUGGGGCAGCACGAUGUCAUUUCUGACCCGCUGGGUUUGAACGCUGCCCCAGCCGAGGGGACAGGCGAUGCCGGCGUGGGCAACGGGCAGCGCAAGAGACGCCUGUCAGAGGAGGCCGCCCAGGGGGGUCCAAACAGCUUCAAGAGGCCCAAGAUUGAGGUUGGUAUACCUGUAACCCCAACCACCCCCACAGUUCCCAUCUCACCCAUUACCCCUGGGGCUAAGCCAUGGAACUCUACCACAGGCACAGAGGACAAGCCAGGGCAGCACUCAAUGCCCGCACCGGCCCCAUACCGUCCCACCGUAAUAUACUGGGACCUGGACAUUCAGACGAACGCAGUGAUCAGAGAGCGAGCCCCCGCCAACCAUCUACCUCCCCACCCGGAGAUGGAGCUCCAACGCGCCCAGCUCACCACCAAGCUACGGCAGCACUACCACGAGCUCUGCUACCAACGAGAAGGUAUUGAGCCCCCACGGGAGUCCUUCAACCGCUGGCUGCUGGAGCGCAAGGUGCUGGACAAAGGGCCCGACCCCCUAUUGCCCAGCGAGUGUGACCCCAUCAUCUCCCCGUCCAUGUUCAGAGAGGUCAUGAACGACAUCCCCAUCAGGUUGUCCCGCAUCAAGUACAAAGAGGAGGCCCGAAAGCUCUUAUUCAAAUAUGCCGAAGCUGCCAAGAAAAUGAUUGACUCGAGAAACGCCACACCAGACAGCCGAAAGGUUGUGAAAUGGAAUGCGGAGGACACCAUGAACUGGCUACGGAGAGACCACUCGGCCAGUAAAGAGGACUACAUGGAUCGUCUGGAUCACUUGCGGAAACAGUGUGGUCCCCACGUAGCGGCAGUGGCCAAAGACUCUGUGGAGGGGAUCUGUACGAAGAUCUACCACAUAUCAGCAGAGUACGUGCGACGCAUUCACCAAACCCACCAGGCGCUGCUGAAGGACUGCAACGUGUCGGACCCAGAGGCAGCCGAGGUGCAGGACAGGCUGGUGUACUGCUACCCCGUCCGGCUGGCCCUGCCCUCGCCGGCUCAGCCACGCGUGGAGCUGCACUUUGAGAACGACAUCGCCUGCCUGCGCUACAAGGGAGAGAUGGUCAAGGUCAACCGCAGCUACUUCGCCAAGCUGGAGCUCUUGUACCGAUACAGCUGCAUCGACGAUCCCAGGUUCCAGAAGUUCCUGUCACGAGUGUGGUGCCUUAUCAAGAGAUACCAGGUGAUGUUUGGCGCCGGGGUGAAUGAGGGGACGGGCUUACAGGGGGCUCUCCCCGUGCCGGUCUUUGAGGCCCUCAACAAGCAGUUUGGGGUGACCUUUGAGUGUUUUGCCUCGCCGCUCAACUCCUACUUCAAGCAGUUCUGCUCUGCCUUCCCCGACACCGAUGGCUUUUUCGGAUCCAGGGGGCCCUUCCUGAACUUCUCACCAGCCAGUGGCUCCUUUGAGGCCAACCCUCCCUUCAGUGAGGAGCUGAUGGAUGCCAUGGUGACACACUUUGAGAAACUUCUGGAGAAGUCCAGCGAGCCCCUGUCCUUUAUCAUCUUCGUCCCGGAGUGGCGAGACCCGCUGACCCCGGCCCUCCACCGCAUGGAGACCAGCGCCUUCCGCCGCCACCAGAUGUCGGUGCCCGCCUUCGAGCACGAGUACCGCAGCGGCUCGCAGCACAUCUGCAAGAAGGAAGAGAUGUACUACAAGGCCGUCCAUGGCACGGUGGUCAUCUUCCUGCAGAAUGCUGCCGGCUUUGCCAAGUGGGAGCCCACGCCGGAGCGUGUCCAGGAGUUGCUGGCAGCCUAUCAGGUUUGCAGGCGAGCCUUGGGCUCCCCAGGCCCCUCCUCCGCUCCCACUACGCCCACGCCGGCCAGCGCAGGGGGGUCGGGGGACAAAGACUCUAUUGCCGCCAAGACGGCACCCGAGCGAUCAGCCAGUUUAGACACAUCACCCGCUAGCCAGGACAACAACAGCAGUAGUAGUAGUCCUGUGGAAAAGACUACACCACCUCCCGAGACAGCCAGCGUUUAAAAGCAGGGGAGGGGACAUAGGUGAGGAUAGGGAGCGUUUUGGUGGUGGUGGUGGGGGGUGAAGACUACAAAUGGUGCUGAGAGAGUGGGGGGUGAGGAUUUGAUCCUCAACUGCUAGGGUGGCCUACGAAGGAGGGCCUCCUCCCUUAAAAUCGGUUUACUUUCUUGACUAUUUAAUAUUAGUUCUACUAGGUUUUUUUAUGAUUCUGGUCGUUAUUUACUGUAGUAGCGCUCGUUGCUUUUUAUCAAUGUAGCUAGUGGUUGUGGUUUACUAGGAUUCCUUUUUUCUAUUGGUGCUGUCGUCGUCAGUAAUUAUCGGGUAAUUCUAGUCCUUGUUCAUUGGCCUUUUGAAGUACUGUGCGUCCCAAAUGGCACCCUGGGAGUAGGCUGCUAUUUGGAACGCACAAAUAGUGACCUGCUCCCAAGCAGCGGGGCUUUGCUGUCAGUUUUGUUGUGUGGAAUUUACAUUUUUUUAUUUUGAAAGACUUAGGUUUUAUUGUUAUGUUUGUCCAAAUCCUUUAUAAUCCUUAAUAGGUACAGGAUGGAGAUGUGUUGUUGGGUAAUAAGGCAGUAAUGUUUCUAAUCCCCUUAAGCCGACAAAACAGUUUAGAGGCAACCCUUGUACAUACGACAGCCAUCAGUAAGUACUGAACAAGAGCGAUUCACGGCUUUGUAGUGCUGCAUUGCAUUGUGGACUACUGUUAAACAGGUCAGAAAUACCACAGAGUAGUACUUCCAUAUUGACCAAGUCCAUGCACUGUUUCCAUAUCUGCAGUUGAAGAAAGCUCGUCAAACUGUUAACCGUUAGUAAGGAUUUUAGAUUUUUUUAAAAAUCAAUACAUGCAAAAUACAGGCCUUUAAUACAUCUUACAAAAGAUGUAUUAAAUACAGGCCUUUAAUACAUCUUACAAUAGCAGUAUGUUGUAAACCAUUGGCUCGAACAACAGCAGAACUAUUCUUAUUUUCCUCCUGCGCUAAAUGUAAGUCCAAAGUCCAAAACUACGAAAUGAGUUGAACUGGCUUGUUGAGCAAAAUGCGUCCCUUCGCAUAUAACCCUAUCAACCUCUUUGAAAUAAGGAAAAGCACUAAAUGAAAAUAAAUCUGAUGUAAAUUAUACCCUCUUUAAACAUAGAUUUUUUUGGGGGGGUAAUUCAGUGAUUGAUUGUGUUCAACCUUGGUUGCGUUGUUUUCACAUUGUAGUGGGUGGUAUGACAUAGAAACAUAGAAUAGUUACGUUGUUUUUAAUCCUUCCAAUCGCAAUUGUAUUUUUUGUAUAUGUUUACACCAGUAUGAGAUUUAGAACGCAUCACUGGGCAGCACAAUGAAUGUAAAAUUGAAAAGGCAAAACAGAAGAUCAUGAUGGCUUGCGUCCGACAUGACACUCUAUACCCUCUGUAGUGCCCUCAUUUUGUCCAGGGCCCAUAGGGUUCUGGUAAAAAAAGUACCCUAUAAAGGGAAUAGGGUGCCCUUUCGGACGCAGCCCAAGUGCCUCACCUCGGCCUCAGUCAUCGAGCGGAGAGAAUUAAUGUAUAAAAAAAAAAAGAUGAAAGACAAAUGUUAUUGUACAAUUCCUCCAUCGUAUGACAAAUUCUCUGUCUUUGUAAACUAUGAUCAUCAGACACUGACUACUAUGUCAUCUCAGCAUAUGGUCUCAUCUAUAGCCCGAAUGCUUUGUACAAUGAGCUUAGACAGUUUCUUCUAGAUAGCAUCACUUGCCUUUGCCCCAUUUGUAUAUACUUAGUAGUGAGGUUUUUAUAGAGAACUACAAUGACUGCAGGCAUAAGGCUGUAGGAUAAGACAAGGUUCUGUUUAUGCUGUUGCAAAUAUAUGAUGGUCAUCUUUCUCUUUGAACAUAAUACGUAGUACAGUAAGUCUGGCAUCGCGCCCCAGAACCUGGAUACAAACUCUAGCAAUUCGUUCUUUGUCAUUUUUAGCAUUGAGCACCAGUCGCAUACCCUGAACCUAGUAUGUUUCUGUCACCAGCAAAACAAAUUGUAGAUAUUGUACAGAAAAUUGGUAUGAAGUGUGUUAUUUUUCUCUGUUACACAAUUGUAUUGAGCUCUGAUGGAAAAAACAAAAAUAAGUGUAUUGUCUUUCUCCAUGUUUUUAUUUUAUUUUAAUUUUUUAAUUUGAGUUCAUUUAACAUAAUUUUUUAAAGAUAUCUGUUUAUGUAUUAUACAGUUUAUUACAUAGAAAUUGUUUUAAUCUAAACCAAAGUGUUAUUAAAAGAAAAAAAAUCUAUCUUCUAUGUAAAAGUAGGUUUGUGUAUGAUUGCAUCAGUAAUGGCAAAGGUGUAACCAGCAAAAUUACUCCUUGAGUUUAUUUUUAUACAUUUUUUUGUUUGUUUUGUUCUAGUAAGAGCAGAUUUUAUGUUUGGAAUUUAUUUUGCAUGACACUUUUGACACUUAAAUCAUAAGAAAAAUGUUUAUUCUUAAAUCAGUUCAUAGACUUUUUACAUAAAGUAUGAGUAUGAAUACAUGUAUUUAUCCCUGUUUACCCUUAUGGUAAUUUAUUGUCUGUAGAUCAUUUGUAAUACCAUGAAUGUUUUUCUCAAUGUGAUUCCUAUGGGCAAGAAUCAGGAGAAUGUAAAUACUGUCUGUGCUGAAUUCAUUCAUGAAUCUUCCUAGUCUUCUCUCUGAGUAGAUUAUCAAUGUUUCUCCAUUGGAACCAGCAUACAGAUGCGCUGAAUCACAUUUGCUCCCAGUAAAAUGUGUCAAACCAUGUAUGUUAUUUGCAUUUUUAAUAAACUACCAUACCGUA